Messenger RNA from Haliotis rufescens (red abalone), 4349 nucleotides. RefSeq lists its product as uncharacterized. Gene Ontology annotation, biological process: protein ubiquitination. Bases 116 to 3697 code for a protein of 1193 amino acids. NCBI's taxonomy places the organism in Eukaryota, Metazoa, Mollusca, Gastropoda, Lepetellida, Haliotidae. The transcript is spliced from 20 exons. The record is from RefSeq and is a predicted model, not a curated record. Gene Ontology annotation, molecular function: metal ion binding; ubiquitin-protein transferase activity.
GGAAAAUCCAAAAUAAUACGUAAUUCACACAGACUACCAUUGGGCGAUAGAACGAUCUACGAUAGCUUUCUACAGUUGUCAGUGGUAGAAAGCAAGCAAGGAAGAGUGGUAUAAAAUGGAAAUGCGACGGAGAAGUCAUCCCAGACUCCACUUCCGCCACUCCCACCCUCCUGUCCACCCAGACGACCCCCCCAGACUGUGUGUGCUGGAUGUUUGCCUCAACCACGAUCUCCUGGAAGCUCUCAAGGAGCAACAGCAUGUCAAAGAUUAUGGUGUUCUUCUCCGUGUUCACUGGGACCAGACGGGAAGCCCUGAUGGAGACAUGUCAACUCUCACACUCUCGCAUGUACCGACAGAUAGUUCCUCCGCUGUUCUGAACGCCGAUUAUGCCAUAGGAAUUUCCACGAAUCAUGCCGUCUUUGAAACCUUCAUUACAAAAAUGUUCACCACGUACAAUGUCCAACUGGUAGCGGUUCAGUACCCGCCCAUGGUGCUGACAUUUCAACACGGCCCAGGCUCCGGCAUCAGUCAGCUUACUUCAGAUAAAACCAGACUGCAUGGCUUUGUGAAAGACCUCAUAACGCAGUGCACAGUUGCCAAGCACCAGAUGCAGUUGAAGAUAAACAUAAAGAGAGGGUCUAAGGUGCUGUUGCCCCCAAGACACACCUGUAGAUGUCUUGAAGACGAGCCAGGAACCGACAGAGGUUCGUUUGCUCCCCACACUGACAACAGUAGCCAGACAGGCGAGAACCACUAUGCCAGCAUGUCAAGUCUUUCUUUGGACGAUGAAUCGAUGGAAGUGGGUUGCAAAGUUCCAUCGACGAUUGAAGUGAGGUUUAAAACCGUGGAGACAGAACUUGCUGAGCAACGGCAGUUUAUGGAGUCACAGUUCUGUGAACAAAAAGAUCAAAAUGACGAUAUCAAAUCAGCUCUGUUACAAAUAUCAGAUGUUUUAGCACAGACAAGUGAACAGGAAUGUCGACGAAAAAGGGAAACCAAUCUAGUAAAGAAUAUUCUUGAUGAGCCAGAUUUAAUGCAGUUUUCUCUGGAAACAGAACCAUCAAAGCCCAGAUCCAAAGAAACGCCGGACCAGAGUGAACACCAACCACACGUAGAGGUGCAGGAUAAAACAGGGUCGCAGGGUGGUAAGGAACUGGAGGAAGAAGGCCACAAAAACGACCAACAAACGAGAGACGAUCCAGAAGAAGAAGAGUCGAACGUGAAGGAGACAGAGGAGGAAGAAGAAGAGGACAUGGUUAGUGAAGAAGAAAGUACGGAUGACGACGAAGAGGAUGAUGUAGAAAGUCAACCAGAGGGAGCCUAUUCCGAAGAUCCCUACCAACAGCGCAAAGGACCUAUCAUCAAGGAAAUUGACGGCAAUGAACUUAGGAGUUUGUCACCCCCAAGAACGCAACAAGAAAGGAGAUUCACUACAACCAAAACUAAGUCGACUGUUUACAACAGCACCUACAAUCCUUCGAGUGAUGGUUUGUCUCGAAAUUACCCGUACGCGUCUCAAAAUGACAGUCGAUCUGUGAAACAAAGACAACCUGCCGUGUACACAAGAAAUGUGUAUAACGAUGAUCCGCCAGGGAUGGAUCCCUUUAACAGCCACGCAGGUAAUCUGUUCGAUGGAGCUUUGAGGCAUGAGACAUUUCAUACAGACGAAGGAAAAGUAGACAAGUUUACAAGGUCCAAGACGCAUAUGUGUCUCCAUCAUGGGAAGUAUGUUACGACACAACAGACAGCUCUCGCCCUCACCAGACCCGAUGGGCAAGUACAGACGAAGAAGAUGGUAACCAGUCACACAGGGGACCUUGGUGACAUUGGAUUAAGUGGGAUGAUAAAUGAAGAACACCGGUGUGAGAGUGAUGUGUAUUCUGAUCUGCAGACAGAUGAACUGAACUUUGACAUCAGCAACAGGGAUCACCGGAGGCAGGAUUCGUAUACCAUACAAGGACAAGCGAUGAUGACCAAGACAAGACUAGGCGAUGAACCGGACGGAGAGCAGCGGAUGCAGACAUUGCUAGCGAGCAUGGUUGGGAACAACGUGGAUGGGAACAGAUUGUGGGAGAGUGUGGAGGAGGCUCAAUCUGCAGACUCGAGCAUGGUACCGAACGUGGAAUCCGCCCUGGACACCGUCAUCUGUAUUGAUACAUCGGACAGUGUCAGGGGAGAAACGUUCGGCCACAUAAAAAAGAUUCUCCACGACUUUAUAAACGGCAUUGAAGAUAUUGCCGAACAAUUCGAAAUGGAGGAAAAUAUUGCUCUGGUUACUUUUGGAGGCCGUGCCCGAGUGCUGCACCAACUGUCAAAUGACUACGGGAGUUUGAGGGAUGCCAUAGAUGACCUGACUCCAGGAGGGCCGUCCCCACUGCAGGAAGGGCUUCUGCUAGCGAUGGCGUGUACAGGAAAAGGAGGAAUACUUAACAUCGGAGGCAGUCUGAAACUCCCCCCUAGGUUAAUCGUCAUCACGGACGGUCUGGCCACUGGUACAAUACCAGAGACAGCACAGGAUGGACAUAUGGCUAGUGAACAGGAGAAGGCGGUACUGACCCACGCUUUCAGCCAGCUGAGGAGGAGACAGCCGGGGGACUACGUGCCACACCCAGUUGUGGUGGUCCCCGUGGGCCGGUCUGACAUGAGUUUCCUGUUGACGAUGGGACGACUAUGCGGAGGGAUGCUGGUUGAGGGUACCGCCAUUAAGAAGCUGUGUCGACAUCAGCGCCUACAUAAACUUGCGGGUGAUUCUUUGGAAGUAAUCAGGAACAAACGCCUGGACUCUGCCACAUUUGAAGACCCCAUGUUAAGAAAACUUGUAAUCAGUCUUUCACCAGACACAAGACAGGACGAGAUGGAGGACGUCAGAGAUCUCACACAGGAACACCUUUACAAGGUGGCAAUUGUUUACGGUUCCAAAUACUCGUUUGAAAACAUAUACGAAGUUCCAAGUCUUCCCCCAUUGGGUACACGAGUGGUGCGCGGCCCGGCCUGGGUGUGGGGAAACCAGGACACUGAAGGAGCGGGGACUAUCAUUAACCACGGAUUGGACGCACAGUACGUCUGGGUGUUCUGGGACAACGGCCAUCUCAAUGUGUACAGAUUUGGUCAAAAUGAGUGCUAUGACGUCAUUGGUGUUCAUGACCAGCCACGUGUCCUGGACGGCAGCGAAAACGUUGACGUCGGAUUGCAGGUCGAGAGAGGUCCGGACUGGCACAUGACUUACGGCGACCAAGACGGUGGCCCUGGUCGCACAGGGGUCAUCAUCCGAGUAAACCUUGAUGGGAAAGUGAUGGUGCGGUGGCAGAAUGGAAAUAUGAAUGUCUACAGGUUCGGGGAAAACAACAGAUUUGAUUUAUCUAUUCGAGAUCCUGUCGCUUGUCUUCUGGAGUCAACAGCUAAACCAGAUAUAGAAAAACAAGGGACACAUGAACAGUUACCCACCUCGGAAUCAGGACAACACAUGGCUGGAGAGGCUGUGAGCAACCUAUGGCAGAGGGAGGACAAGCUACAGGGAUGGCAGAAUUACUCCCCGUCCGACAGCGAAAAGAUCACAUCAGCCUACAAAAAACGCCCUGAAGGUUCUUGUUUGGUUCAGAGGAAUGGUGAAAGCUUCAGAGUUAUGUUCAAGUCUAUGCAAGAAAAAUCAAUUAUAAACCAGUUAACCGUUCGAAUCAGGAAAUUGGCUACAGAAUGAGGCGAUGAGAUCAGUGUGAUGAUUUCGCAGUACGCCAACAUCAGUUAUUUCAUUUAAUCAUUUCAUGUGCUUAACACAAGCUUAAGUUCAAUGAUACAUUGGCCUGGUCCUCAUCAAACCUAGAUGCAGGAUAGCCUUCAUACAGCUGUCGCAACAACAGCGACAUUCGUGUUCUUGGGCGUUUGAAAAAUGCAUGUUCUAUAUUAAAAUAGUAAUAUGUGAAAUAUGUUUGUUGACGCCAAACAUAUGCGUACAAUCCACUGAUUUACGUAUACACGUAAAUGUGACUGAUUACGUUAAUAAAUGUACGUGUAAAUGUAUUGAUAUACACACAAACCCUGAUGGUCAAGGUUAGUUACGAUCAUGUUACAGGAUGGCAAGUAUUGAGAAGGCGCUCUUAGAUCAGCUGGCUUGAUCCUGUACACAGAUACUGCUGCAAAUUUCUAUUUGAAUCUGACCACAUAAGCAGUAUAGUUCAUGAACCGACAUGCUAUAAUAUGGGUGUAUUUCUGGCUCUUUUAAAGUAUGUGUUACAGUUUUUUUCUCAGCAUAGCAACAACAGUAAAAUCUUGUUUACCAGGAAUAUAAUAGAUUUGCAUGCAUUUUCAAAAAUUGAUUAUAUUGUAGAUAUAGAUGUGUUAGGCUUUUUGUA